AUGGGUAACACUCAGACAUGGGAACAGACCGUAUCACAAAAGCGGCUUUUGAGAGAUCAGGCUUUGAACCCGUACCUCAUUGAUGAUAUAAACCAACGCCCUCCCCGAGUCCAGGAUGUCGAAAACCGUUCUCGACUGGACCACGAUCCAAUCGUCCAAGAAAUAACAGAUGUUGACAGCAUCACGAUCCUCCUUGACCACCUGAGACAGGGCAAAUUCACUGCUGAGCAGGUCGCACUAGCCUAUAUCAGAAGAGCUGUCAUAGCCCAUCAAAUCACCAAUUGCAUCACAGAAGUUGUUUUCAAAGAUGCACUCCACCAGGCCAGAGACCUAGAUCGUGAGUUCAAGGAGACCGGAAACCUCAAAGGACCUCUGCACGGUAUCCCCAUUACCGUGAAGGAUCAAUUCAAUAUCAAAGGGGUAGAUACGACAUUGGGCUAUGUGGGCCGUUCAUUUUCCCCGGCGACAGAAGAUGCAGUUUUGGUCCAGAUACUGAAGAGCAUGGGUGCUAUUGUGAUUGCGAAGACAAAUCUGCCACAAAGCAUCAUGUGGGCCGAGACCGAAAAUCCUCUUUGGGGCCUGACAGUGAACCCGAGAAACCCUAAAUUUACCCCAGGCGGCUCUACGGGUGGUGAAGGAGCUCUGUUGGCAUUGCAUGGCUCUAUAUUCGGUCUGGGAACAGACAUUGGGGGGAGCAGUAGAAUUCCUCAGGCAGUGAUGGGAUUGUAUGGGUUCAAACCAAGCAGUAGUAGACUACCAUACCAAGGAGUCCCUGUGUCGACUGAAGGGCAAGAACACGUUCCCUCCGCCGUUGGGCCAAUGGCUCGCGAUCUGUCGUCCAUUUAUUAUGUGAGUCGCUUGAUUGCGAAUAGCAAGCCCUGGGAUUUGGAUCCGAAAUGCCCGCCUCUUCCUUGGAACGACAAUGCCUUCGAGGAAAUACAGACACGUCCAAUGGUGAUCGGGUUAGUUCUCGACGACGGAGUUGUGAAAGUCCACCCUCCCAUUGAAAGGACGUUAAUGGAACUCACCAAGAAAUUGAAAGCAAAUGGCCAUGAGAUUGUCCUCUGGGAUACUUCGGACUAUUUACAAUACAUUCAACUCAUGGAUACCUAUUACGCUGCUGACGGUUGCGAGGAUAUCCGUCGCGAUGUCAGUGUGGCCGGAGAGCCCUAUAUUCCUCAUGUCGAGAGCCUGAUCAACAAGAGUAAAGCCAUAUCCGUUUACGAAUAUUGGCAGCUCAACAAGCGUAAAGUGGCCCUCCAGAAACAGUAUCUCGAUAAAUGGAACGCCGUGCGUUCUUCUUCUGGGGAACCUGUCGAUGUUAUUCUGAGUCCUACACUGCCACAUACUGGUGUUCCUCAUCGGACACUGCGGUGGGUUGGGUACACUAAGAUUUGGAAUAUACUCGACUAUCCUGCAUUGACUUUUCCCGUUGGCAAGGUGCAGGCAGAUAAGGAUGCCUUGCCAUCUGAGCCUUAUCACCCGAGGAAUGAUCGGGAUGCGUGGAAUUGGAAUGUUUACGAUUUGAAGGAAAUGAAAGACCAUCCGGUUAACCUGCAGAUUGUUGGGAAGAAACUUGAAGAGGAAAAGGUAUUAGGAGCUGCAGCUGCUAUUGAGAAGAUUUGGAGGGCUGAAAAUUAG
Molecule: messenger RNA, 1641 nt
Organism: Aspergillus wentii DTO 134E9
Lineage: Eukaryota; Fungi; Ascomycota; Eurotiomycetes; Eurotiales; Aspergillaceae
Exons: 5
Coding region: 1-1641 (546 amino acids)
Source: RefSeq, a predicted model, not a curated record